UAUUAUAUAUAUUCCAACAAACGGGCCCACGGCGAGGUCCCUUCCUCUCUGGCCCUAGCCCCCAGACCACCAGCCGCCGCCGCCGCCUACCCCCUCGACGGAUCGGAGCGCCAUGGCCUCGGCGACCUCCCUUCCUCCUGCUGCGGAUGCGGAAGCAGCAGCUAGGACACGCGCCUUGGAGGCGUCCUUGGAUGCAAUGGUAGCGGCGGAGAUGAAUCUUUUCCAUAGAGAUGAAAGCGAGGCAAUACUGAUGCAUGUCCACCGUUGGGGGUGGCGGUGGCUGGUCGCCUCACUCUUCUGCCUACCGGAUCCCCAACCCAUCCGCAUCGAUCUGCCGCACACUGAAGAACAGGUUGAGAUGAUUGAAGAGGAAAAGCGCAGAUCCACGGAGGUGGGGUAUUUGGAGAUGCUAGCUAUUCAUCAUCAGCUUGCCACUAAAUGCCUCAGCCACUACAACUCUAUGCAUCCGGGCAAGGAGUAUGAGCCUGCUCCUGGGUGGCUGACCCAGAAUCACUUUUUUCACAAUGGCGCCAGGUGGGCUCAUGGCAACUUUUUGGCUCGUCCGAAGCGUUCUGGUUGCUUCUCCUUCCUUCCUGGUCCACGGACUCUCUUCUUCUUCGAGCUCGCCAGCAGACGUAAUUCCGAUCAAGUUGUCACUUGCACUCGCUUAGCCAGAGGUAGCGGCACACUCCUUUACCCAACACUACUUGGCAGGCAGCCUAUUGCCCUGGGAGCUUUUCCAACAAUGAACCAGUUACUGAAGCCUACAGUGUAUUGGGUGUCCCUCUUUGGUGGUCUAAGCGGCGUGAUGGCAAAAUGGAUACCUUUUGCAAGAUAUGCUCCCGUCGCUUUGACGAUAUUCCUCACGAUCCAAGAAGAAAGAAGGUGUUUCCAUGUGGACACAGUGAUGUGAAGAAAGUGUGUGAAAUGUGCUACCGUCGCUCGGGUGUGCUGCAUCCAGGGCUUGGAGAAUUCACGUUUGGUUAUCAUGAGCCGGAGCCGGACCUCAAUUAUUACAGCUUUGACUGUGGUUCUACCUGCUGUAUCCGUAGAGGUUGAGAUUGUGCGUGUUGGUUCUGAAAGGCCGGCGGCCUUGAAACUUGAACAUGAUCGAGGCAGGCUCCAAUAGCUAGCUGCAUAGAUUAUUGAGAUCGAUUGAGACUGCUGUAUGCACGAAGGAAAUUAGUAAGUAAUAAUGCCUCUACUUAAUAAC
This is a messenger RNA of Panicum virgatum (switchgrass), 1213 nucleotides long. RefSeq lists its product as uncharacterized. NCBI's taxonomy places the organism in Eukaryota, Viridiplantae, Streptophyta, Magnoliopsida, Poales, Poaceae. The transcript is spliced from 6 exons. The record is from RefSeq and is a predicted model, not a curated record. The coding region runs from base 113 to 913 and encodes 266 amino acids.